Messenger RNA from Aureococcus anophagefferens, 1332 nucleotides. RefSeq lists its product as hypothetical. The transcript has a single exon. Lineage: Eukaryota; Pelagophyceae; Pelagomonadales; Pelagomonadaceae. Gene Ontology annotation, molecular function: serine-type endopeptidase activity; protein binding. Gene Ontology annotation, biological process: proteolysis. The record is from RefSeq and is a predicted model, not a curated record. The annotation marks the transcript as partial.
AUGAACGCGGCGCUCGGCGAGGCCAUCGGCAGCAUCCUGAAGAUCUUCACGACGUCCGUGGAGCCGGACUACACGACGCCGUGGAGUGUGUACAUGGAGGAGGAGUGCACGGGUUCCGGUUUUGUCAUUCGGCUCGAGAGCGGCGAGCUCGUCAUCGUCACGAACGCGCACGUCGUCGCGCAGCACGUCGACGUGCGCGUGCGCAAGUCCGGCGGCACGCGCAAGGUCAAGGCGCGGUGCUUGGUGGUCGCGCACACGGCCGACUUGGCGCUGCUCACCGUCGACGACGCGCGGUUCUGGGACGGCGUCGUGCCGCUCGUCUUCGGGUCGCUGCCGCGGCUCUACGACAACGUCAAGGUCGUGGGCUACCCCAUGGGCGGCGACAACGCCUGCGUGACGUCGGGCGUCGUCAGCCGCGUCGACACGACGCCCUACGCGCGCGGCGCGGAGCGGCUCCUCGUCGUCCAGAUCGACGCGGCGAUCAACAGCGGCAACUCCGGCGGGCCGGCCCUCGACGACGCGAGCCGCGUCGUCGGCGUCGCGUUCUCGGGCUACGCGGGGAGCGCGGACAACAUCGGCUACGUGAUCCCGGCCGAGGUCGUCGGCCGGUUGCUCCUGGACUACGCGGAGCUCAAGCUGCGGGCGCCGCGGACGCGGGAGCCCGUCAAAUGGCCGGGGCUGUGCGACCUGGGCGUGUCCCUGCAGCCGCUGGAGAACCCGACGCACCGCGCGGCGUUGCGCGUCGACGACGACGCCGGCGGCGUGCUCGUGACGCGCGUCGCGCCCGCGGGCUGCGCCAAGGCGGCGGGCCUGCGCGCGGGGGACGUGCUCGUGGCCAUCGGCGGCAUCUCCGUGGCGAACGACGGCUCCGUGGCGCUGCGGGGCGGCGAGCGGGUCAACUGCGAGCACCUCUGGACGUCGCGGCGGUCCGGGGACGAAGUGAACAUCGGGGUGUUGCGCGGCGGCGUCGCCCGCGACGUCGACGUCGUCCUCGCGCCCCUGCGGCGGCUCGUGCCCAUCGCCGACGGCCACGACGCGAAGCCGUCGUACGUCGUCUGCGGCGGCCUCGUCUUCAUGGCGCUGUCGCUGCCGUUGAUCCUCGCGGUGUCGACGGACGACUCGGACGACGAGGAGGACUGCGGCCUCGAGACGAGCGACGCGCUGCGCCACGCGGACUGCCUGGGCAAGGACGCGACGCGGGAGCUGGAGGAGGUCGUCGUCUGGGUGCAGACGCUGACGCACGACGUCAACUUUGGGUACGCGCACCUCUGCCGCAACUUCCCGCGGCUGCGGACGGUCAACGGGACGUCCAUCGCGUCGCUCCAGCAUCUG